UCUUACUCAAUGCACGCAUAUCUUUGCUUCCUCUAGUACAAAAAAAUAUACGAACAAGCUAAGUAGUUCAUAUUCGACGAUUAGUCGAUCAUGAAGUCUACGGCAGAACAGAUGAAGGUGGUCCCAAUCGCAACGGCUAUAAGGCUAGUACUAGUGUUGCUAACAAUGCAAUUUAUGGCAAUAUCAGCACAAGAAGAUUCUACAAUGUUAGGGAUGUGUUGGCAGAGGUUGUCAAAUUGUAAUGCUGCGUCGACGGCUUCGAAUAUGUGCUGUACUGUACUCAAGGAAGAUAUACGAGAAGACAGGGAGUGUUUUUGCAACGUCAAGUCUAUUAUCAAUGCAAAUGUCACUCUUGCCAACACUAUGUCUCAACUUCUCUUGGUUUGUGGAGUCCCAUCUUCUUAUAACACAUUAUGUCCUGACAACGAAGCGCCUUCACCAACUUUACGUCGUGUGCCAUCGCAAAGCCCUACCACCUUGGAUGUGCCAUCUACACCAAUCGAUACUUCAUCAGAUGAGACUAGUUCUCUAGAUUCAACAACAUCUUCCUCAUCAAUUCGAGGGAAACUUCAUAUAAUAAUUCCUGCUGUCGUCGUUGCAAUCGUGGCCAUGGUUGUGAUCGUGACACUAGUCAUAUGCUUAUGCGUUUGUAAGAAAAAACCGAAACCAGAAAAACCUGAAGAUGUGCAUGGACUUGUGCAAAAAUAUGAUGCCGCCCUUCCAACUAUGACUCCAUCUUUCGUAGUUCCAAUAUCAAAUGUCACAAAUGAUUCUAUCUAUGAAGGGAAUUUGGUUUCUGGUGAAUUGCCUCAAACUCCUGCAUCAAAGAAUGAAUUCGUGACUGCUGAAUCGUUGCAAUAUGACCUAAGAACUCUCCAAACAGCCACUAACAACUUCUCUGAUCAUCUAAAAAUCGGUCGUGGUGGAUUUGGUGUUGUUUACAAGGGGACAUUAGAGGAUGGUAGAGAAAUAGCUGUGAAAAGACUAUCGAACAGCUCUAGGCAAGGUGAAAAGGAAUUCAAGAAUGAGGUGGUACUAUUAGCAAAGCUUCAACAUAAAAAUUUGGUUAGGUUAGUUGGAUUUUGUGUAGCAGAUACAGAGAAGCUACUCGUAUACGAGUUCGUGCCUAACAAGAGCCUAGACUACUUCCUAUUUGAUCCUGAAAAACAAGCGCAAAUGAAUUGGUCAAUGCGCUACAAUAUUAUAAAAGGCAUUGCUCGAGGAAUGUUGUACCUUCAUGAAGACUCCCCUGUUAGAAUUAUUCAUCGCGAUCUCAAAGCUGGCAAUGUGUUGUUGGAUGCGGAGAUGAAUCCAAAAAUUGCUGAUUUUGGCAUGGCCAGGAUAUGUUCUUUUGAACAGACACAUAUAGAUACAUGUCGCGUUGUUGGUACUUAUGGUUACAUGGCUCCUGAGUAUUUACUUCACGGACAGUUCUCCACGAAAUCAGAUGUAUACAGUUUUGGCGUGUUAGUGUUAGAAAUUGUAAGUGGGAGAAGGGUCAACAGUUUUCUUUACCAAUCUGAAGCAGGCGAAAACCUUUUGAUCUAUGCCUGGAAAUGUUACUUGGAAGAAAGAACAUGGGAGCUCAUAGAUAAAACAUUAAGUGAUUCAUGCUCAAAUGACGAAGUCAUGAAAUGCGUGAAUUUAGGCCUAAUGUGUGUACAAGAGGACGUUACUAGAAGGCCUAUAAUGGACACAAUAGGUCACAUACUAAGCUCUAACUAUAUCGCGUCUAAGGCUCCUUCAAUGCCGCCUCAACCCCCAUCGUUCUUGUACAGCAGCAGUUCAGAUCUAUCGGCGACAAGAAGCAACACUAGUUCAUUGCCAUCUACAACAACAAGAAGUGACUCACAUUCACUACCAUGGUCUACAAACUGAUAGGAAGUUCAUUUACUUUGGAUCUUAAUUGAUGAAUUGAAACAAUUUAUUUUCUUGGAUAACAUCUAUAUAUAAGCAAAAUUUCCCCUGUUUUUCAACUAUACAAGGCAUCUUUAUAAAGUACAGAGUAUGUAUGCAUUUUUCACUUCAAUGUUAUAUUCUCUUUUUACCAUAAUUUAUUAUGUGGAUAUAUAUUCUACAUAGACACAUAGUAUCAUAUUCUAUAUGCUCAUAUAUUUAUUGAAAGCACCUCAAAUAAGAAAAUGAGCAAAAUUUAUAGGUUUUUUUUUUAUUUAUUUAUUUAUUUGUUUUUUUUUUAAAAAGGAGCAAAAUAUUUACAUGAUUUUUUAAAUUGAAGUGGAGAAAGAGCUAAUAUGAUGGCCAUCCAUGAAUGUAGCUAGCUAUUGACCAAUUAGUACAGACACCUUCAAAUAGAAAGCAAGUUGAUAAUUAUUUUUUAAAAUUCAAACGUGACCCCAUUUCUACUAGUAGACUUUUGAUGCAUCUUUCAUCUUGACCUUAUGAAAAAAUAUUUAAUGGAAGUUAGAGAAUACAAUUAAGUUAGAGAUUACAGAAAGUUAGAGAAGAAAGAAAUAUUUCCAAAAAAAAGCUAAAAAAAA
Messenger RNA from Chenopodium quinoa (quinoa), 2498 nucleotides. Its product is annotated as cysteine-rich receptor-like protein kinase 10. Gene Ontology annotation, biological process: protein phosphorylation. The transcript has 10 exons. Gene Ontology annotation, molecular function: ATP binding; protein kinase activity. NCBI's taxonomy places the organism in Eukaryota, Viridiplantae, Streptophyta, Magnoliopsida, Caryophyllales, Amaranthaceae. Bases 91 to 1878 code for a protein of 595 amino acids. The record is from RefSeq and is a predicted model, not a curated record.